This is a messenger RNA of Colletotrichum siamense, 714 nucleotides long. RefSeq names its product Oxidoreductase BOA1 (gene BOA1-8). Lineage: Eukaryota; Fungi; Ascomycota; Sordariomycetes; Glomerellales; Glomerellaceae. The transcript has 4 exons. Bases 1 to 714 code for a protein of 237 amino acids. The record is from RefSeq and is a predicted model, not a curated record.
AUGGGUGUGAUAGCUGUUGCUGGUGGUACUGGUGGCAUGGGUAAAGCUAUCGUCGAACAACUUCAGCUUACCAACAAAUAUCCGUUCAUUGUUUUGAGUAGAAAGAGCAGUGCACCAUCAUUCCAUCCACCUCUAGUCCAGGUUGACUACGAGGACGUGGAAUCUUUGGUCAAAGUCUUGGACUCGCACAACGUCGAAACAAUCGUCAGCGCCAUCUCCAUGCACUCCGAGCCCUCGUUCAAGUCGCAACUCAACUUGAUUGAUGCGGCAGAAGCGUCAAAGACGACCCGACGCUUUAUACCCAGCGAAUUCGGGGUUCUCAAUAGACCUAAAGACGGCAGAGAUGAAACCUUUCCGACACCGUGGAUCAAGACUGCCGAAAGGCUGAAGAAGUCUAGUCUACAGUACACCCGCUUUGUGAAUGGCUAUCUCAUGGACUACUGGGGGAUGCCUCAUUUUCCUAGUCACAUGUCGCCAGGCCUUUGGUCCAUUGACGUCUUCAACCGACGGGCCGUGAUUGCUGGCUCUGGUAACGAUGUCAUCAGCCUGACCCAUUCAAACGAUGUGGCUCGUUUCAUUGUCCGUUCACUCGAAUCCGAGGAUUGGCCAGAGUACAGCAUCGUUGUCGGUUCCGAUGUGACUUUGAAUGAGGCUUUGGCCAAGAUCCAAGAUGGGGCAUCUUUCACGUCACAUACGACGGCGAGGAAAAAUUGA